Messenger RNA from Anisakis simplex (herring worm), 2607 nucleotides. The record is from the annotation of a GenBank genome assembly. Lineage: Eukaryota; Metazoa; Nematoda; Chromadorea; Rhabditida; Anisakidae.
AUGCUUUUGAAGCUUUUUCUCGAGGUCUUCGUACGUUUCAUCGUUCCAUUACUCUGCCUUCUACACAUUCAACAGCAACGACUCGUCACUAUUCUACAGCAUUAUUUCACCAUCUUUUAUCAACAACUUUCAGCUUACAUUCAACAUUGCGUUUCAGUUGUAACUUCAUCACUGACACCAUUAGGUAAUCCAACAUCACCAACACCUACGGCCACAGCAACAUCGAUACAUUUCGAAAGUGCUUCAUCAUCUAGUACAGCCACAAUUGAAAACGCCGAAUCAUCGAUUGUUUUAAAAAAGCAAUUCACACUGUUGACGGCGACGAAAGUUGAGCAAGCGUUUGAACGAAGCGAUAUUUUACCGUUAAACGAAACUCUGAAAGGCAACUUUCACCAAUAUCAACACAAAGCAGUUAGUAGCAACGAGAGGAUAAUUGGUGCAUCAUCUUUUCGAAAUCAACAGUUGGAAGUGAGACGUGAACAAUUCGAAGAAUUAUCACAAAGUGACAGCAAUUUGCGUUGUCGUGCUAAGAAGUUUCACUUAUCAACUAGUGAAAAGUGCAACGAUACCAAUAAUAACAGUGACGAGGAUCAAGUACUGAAUAAAAUUGUUUCAAUAAUAGUAGGUGGAAUGAAGGGAGCUGAAUUCCGAGAGCAUGGCAAGCAGAUGGUCGACUAUAUUGUCGACUAUUUGGAUAAUAUACACAAACGUCGUGUGGUACCGGCGAUAGAGCCGGGCUAUUUGCGCGAUUCGCUACCUCAUGAUGCACCCGAACAACCUGAAUCAUAUACGGCUGUCAUGGAUGACUUUGAGAAAUUCAUCAUGCCAGGCAUCACUCAUUGGCAACAUCCGCGCUUUCAUGCGUAUUUUCCGGCUGGAAAUUCAUUUCCUUCAAUUCUGGCCGAUAUGAUAUCGGACGCAAUCGGUUGUAUGGGUUUCUCAUGGGCGGCAUGUCCAGCGAUGACUGAACUCGAAAUAAUUAUGCUGGAUUGGUUCGGGAAAAUGAUCGGCUUACCGCCUGCGUUUUUACCGUUCACUGAGAACGGUCGUGGUGGUGGCGUUAUUCAGGGUUCAGCAAGUGAAUGUAAUUUUGUCUCAUUGCUGGCAGCUCGUUUCGAAGUUCUCAAAGAGUUACGUCAACGAUUUCCGUUCGUCGAAGAGGGACUUCUACUUUCAAAACUUGUUGCAUACUGUUCCAAAGAGGCUCAUUCAUCAGUGGAGAAAGCAUGCAUGAUCGCCAUGGUCAAAUUACGCAUUCUAGAGACUGACUCAAAGUUUCGUCUUCGAGGCGAGACACUUCGAAUUGCCAUUCAAGAGGAUCGAAAUCUUGGUUUAAUUCCAUUUUUCGUUUCGACAACACUCGGCACCACAUCGGUUUGCUCGUUCGAUGUGCUUUCUGAAAUUGGACCAGUGUGUGAACAGAGCGAUUUAUGGCUGCAUGUUGAUGGUGCAUACGGUGGCAGUGCGAUGAUAUGUCCGGAAUUUCGGUAUUUGAUGUCCGGUAUCGAAUACGCUAUGAGCUUCAAUGCAAAUCCAAACAAGUGGAUGCUUGUCAAUUUUGAUUGUUCUACAAUGUGGGUGAAGGACCGUUAUAAAUUGACACAAGCGCUUGUUGUUGAUCCACUUUAUCUUCAACAUAGUUGGAUGGAUAAAGCAAUUGAUUAUCGGCACUGGGGAAUACCGUUGAGUAGACGCUUCAGGUCGUUGAAAUUAUGGUUCGUCAUUCGAAUGUAUGGAGUGAACGGACUUCAGAGCUAUAUUCGAGAGCAUGUUCGCUUAGCGAAAAAAUUCGAGCAAUUGAUUCGUGCAGAUGAUACGUUCGAGAUUGUUGGUGAUGUUCUGAUGGGAUUAGUUUGCUUUCGUAUGAAAGCUUCGAAUGAAACCAAUCAAGCCUUACUCACUAAACUGAAUUCAUCGGGACGUAUUCAUAUGGUACCGGCAUCUUUGAAUCAGCAGUUCGUGAUACGUUUUUGUGUUUGUGCAGAAAACGCUAACGAGCGUGACAUUCAGAUUGCAUACGACAUCAUUUCACAAACUGCACAGCAUAUCAUGCAUGACGGUAUUGUUGAGCCGCUAGUUGAAGAAGCUGAAUUGGAAAUGCUUGAAGAAAAAGCUUAUUCGAAUUCAGAAGAUACGCUUAAUAAGGAAGUAUCUUCAAUGGUUCAACUUCGUAGAAGUUCGGACUCGGAAUUUCUUUCUAGUGCACUGAAUGGACUAGAAACAACAGCAGUGGCAGUCGCAAGUGGCUGUACAUCAAAAGAGGAAUUACUCGAGAGAAAAAAUGCUAAAAGUUUGGCUGAAAAACGCUCAUUCUUAGUACGUAUGGUUUCCGAUCCAAAAUGCUAUAAUCCAAAGAUCGUUCGUCAUCUGAAUAUGACGAACUAUCGUAAGAUGAGCGAAGAUGUGGCCAGAGAUCGAACAAUACGACAAACCAUUGGUGGUGGUAGCGGUAGCAGUAGUGGUUCGAAGCAGUCACGUCCGAGGUAUCUCCUCAACAGUGAAAAUCGAUCAGGUAAUGAAAGUGAUACAACGUCAACGUUGAACGCGAGCGUUGAUGAGGACGUAAUACCGCUUCUCGAACAGACCGGUCUUCAAACGCCGAUGUGA